ACACACGCAAGCACGCCUCCACUUAACUCGCGCCGCCGCGGCAGCUCGAGUCCACCAGCAGCGCCGUCCGCUUGACCGAGAUGCUGCGGGCCUGUCAGUUAUCGGGUGUGACCGCCGCCGCCCAGAGUUGUCUCUGUGGGAAGUUUGUCCUCCGUCCAUUGCGACCAUGCCGCAGAUACUCUACUUCAGGCAGCUCUGGGUUGACUACUGGCAAAAUUGCUGGAGCUGGCCUUUUGUUUGUUGGUGGAGGUAUUGGUGGCACUAUCCUAUAUGCCAAAUGGGAUUCCCAUUUCCGGGAAAGUGUAGAGAAAACCAUACCUUACUCAGACAAACUCUUCGAGAUGGUUCUUGGUCCUGCAGCUUAUAAUGUUCCAUUGCCAAAGAAAUCGAUUCAGUCGGGUCCACUAAAAAUCUCUAGUGUAUCAGAAGUAAUGAAAGAAUCUAAACAGCCUGCCUCACAACUCCAAAAACAAAAGGGAGAUACUCCAGCUUCAGCAACAGCAGGUGAUACCCUGUCGGUCCCAGCCCCUGCAGUUCAGCCUGAGGAAUCUUUAAAAACUGAUCACCCUGAAAUUGGUGAAGGAAAACCCACACCUGCACUUUCAGAAGCAUCCUCAUCUUCUAUAAGGGAGCGACCACCUGAAGAAGUUGCAGCUCGCCUUGCACAACAGGAAAAACAAGAACAAGUUAAAAUUGAGUCUCUAGCCAAGAGCUUAGAAGAUGCUCUGAGGCAAACUGCAAGUGUCACUCUGCAGGCUAUUGCAGCUCAGAAUGCUGCGGUCCAGGCUGUCAAUGCACACUCCAACAUAUUGAAAGCCGCCAUGGACAAUUCUGAGAUUGCAGGCGAGAAGAAAUCUGCUCAGUGGCGCACAGUGGAGGGUGCAUUGAAGGAACGCAGAAAGGCAGUAGAUGAAGCUGCCGAUGCCCUUCUCAAAGCCAAAGAAGAGUUAGAGAAGAUGAAAAGUGUGAUUGAAAAUGCAAAGAAAAAAGAGGUUGCUGGGGCCAAGCCUCAUAUAACUGCUGCAGAGGGUAAACUUCACAACAUGAUAGUUGAUCUGGAUAAUGUGGUCAAAAAGGUCCAAGCAGCUCAGUCUGAGGCUAAGGUUGUAUCUCAGUAUCAUGAGCUGGUGGUCCAAGCUCGGGAUGACUUUAAACGAGAGCUGGACAGUAUUACUCCAGAAGUCCUUCCUGGGUGGAAAGGAAUGAGUGUUUCAGACUUAGCUGACAAGCUCUCUACUGAUGAUCUGAACUCCCUCAUUGCUCAUGCACAUCGUCGUAUUGAUCAGCUGAACAGAGAGCUGGCAGAACAGAAGGCCACCGAAAAGCAGCACAUCACGUUAGCCUUGGAGAAACAAAAGCUGGAAGAAAAGCGGGCAUUUGACUCUGCAGUAGCAAAAGCAUUAGAACAUCACAGAAGUGAAAUACAGGCUGAACAGGACAGAAAGAUAGAAGAAGUCAGAGAUGCCAUGGAAAAUGAAAUGAGAACCCAGCUUCGCCGACAGGCAGCUGCCCACACUGAUCACUUGCGAGAUGUCCUUAGGGUACAAGAACAGGAAUUGAAGUCUGAAUUUGAGCAGAACCUGUCUGAGAAACUCUCUGAACAAGAAUUACAAUUUCGUCGUCUCAGUCAAGAGCAAGUUGACAACUUUACUCUGGAUAUAAAUACUGCCUAUGCCAGACUCAGAGGAAUCGAACAGGCUGUUCAGAAGUCUUGCUCUGUCGCCCAGGGUAGAGUGCAGUGGUGUGAUAUCGACUCACUGCAGCCUCCGCCUCCUGGGUUCAAGCGAUUCUCCUGCCUCAGACUCCUGAGUAGCUGGGAAUACAGGCCAUGCAGUUGCUGAAGAGGAAGCCAGAAAAGCCCACCAACUCUGGCUUUCAGUGGAGGCAUUAAAGUACAGCAUGAAGACCUCAUCUGCAGAAACACCUACUAUCCCGCUGGGUAGUGCAGUUGAGGCCAUCAAAGCCAACUGUUCUGAUAAUGAAUUCACCCAAGCUUUAACCGCAGCUAUCCCUCCAGAGUCCCUGACCCGUGGGGUGUACAGUGAAGAGACCCUUAGAGCCCGUUUCUAUGCUGUUCAAAAACUGGCCCGAAGGGUAGCAAUGAUUGAUGAAACCAGAAAUAGCUUGUACCAGUACUUCCUCUCCUACCUACAGUCCCUGCUCCUAUUCCCACCUCAGCAACUGAAGCCGCCCCCAGAGCUCUGCCCUGAGGAUAUAAACACAUUUAAAUUACUGUCAUAUGCUUCCUAUUGCAUUGAGCAUGGUGAUCUGGAGCUAGCAGCAAAGUUUGUCAAUCAGCUGAAGGGGGAAUCCAGACGAGUGGCACAGGACUGGCUGAAGGAAGCCCGAAUGACCCUAGAAACGAAACAGAUAGUGGAAAUCCUGACAGCAUAUGCCAGCGCCGUAGGAAUAGGAACCACUCAGGUGCAGCCAGAGUGAGGUUUAGGAAGAUUUUCAUAAAGUCAUAUUUCAUGUCAAAGGAAAUCAGCAGUGAUAGAUGAAGGGUUCGCAGCGAGAGUCCCGGACUUGUCUAGAAAUGAGCAGGUUUACAAGUACUGUUCUAAAUGUUAACACCUGUUGCAUUUAUAUUCUUUCCAUUUGCUAUCAUGUCAGUGAACGCCAGGAGUGCUUUCUUUGCAACUUGUGUAACAUUUUCUGUUUUUUCAGGUUUUACUGAUGAGGCUUGUGAGGCCAAUCAAAAUAAUGUUUGUGAUCUCUACUACUGUUGAUUUUGCCCUCGGAGCAAACUGAAUAAAGCAACAAGAUGAAAA
Molecule: messenger RNA, 2771 nt
Organism: Homo sapiens (human)
Lineage: Eukaryota; Metazoa; Chordata; Mammalia; Primates; Hominidae
Gene: IMMT
Product: inner membrane mitochondrial protein
Exons: 16
Coding region: 81-1841 (586 amino acids)
Cellular component (GO): mitochondrial inner membrane; mitochondrion; mitochondrial intermembrane space
Source: RefSeq, marked validated